Messenger RNA from Passer montanus (Eurasian tree sparrow), 2182 nucleotides. It is a transcript of the gene STK32B, whose product is annotated as serine/threonine kinase 32B. The coding region runs from base 194 to 1462 and encodes 422 amino acids. NCBI's taxonomy places the organism in Eukaryota, Metazoa, Chordata, Aves, Passeriformes, Passeridae. Gene Ontology annotation, molecular function: G protein-coupled receptor binding; ATP binding; G protein-coupled receptor kinase activity. The transcript is spliced from 12 exons. The record is from RefSeq and is a predicted model, not a curated record. Gene Ontology annotation, biological process: protein phosphorylation; regulation of signal transduction; G protein-coupled receptor signaling pathway.
GAGAAGGGCCAAGUCGGUGCGCGCCAGCCAGCAGCGCUCUCUGCCAGGGGCAGACGGAUCGCUUUCAUGUCGCAGGGUGACUGCUAGCCCUGCGGAGGCUCCCCCGGCCGGGCCGGGCCGGGCCGGGCCGGGCCGGGCAGGCGGCGGGCGGGAGCUGCCCCGCUGCCGGGGUGCGGGAUGCUGGCGGCGGGGGAUGCGGAGCCGGCCGCGGAAUAACAUGGGGGGCGGCCACUCCCACAGGGCGCCCGUCUUCGACGAGAAUGAGGACGUUAACUUUGACCACUUUCAAAUAUUGCGGGCUAUUGGGAAAGGGAGUUUUGGAAAGGUGUGCAUUGUACAGAAGAGAGACACCAAGAAAAUGUAUGCCAUGAAGUAUAUGAAUAAACAGAAAUGCAUUGAGAGAGAUGAAGUUCGCAAUGUUUUCCGGGAGCUGCAGAUAAUGCAAGGCCUGGAACAUCCCUUCCUAGUCAAUCUGUGGUAUUCCUUUCAAGACGAAGAGGACAUGUUCAUGGUGGUUGAUCUCUUACUGGGCGGUGACCUGCGUUACCAUUUGCAGCAGAACGUGCACUUCAAUGAAGGAACUGUUAAACUGUACAUUUGUGAGCUGGCUCUUUCCUUGGAUUAUUUGCAGAGAUACCACAUCAUUCACAGGGACAUCAAACCUGACAACAUACUACUGGAUGAACAUGGACACGUUCAUAUCACUGACUUUAAUGUAGCAACCAUAGUGAAAGGCUCAGAAAAAGCUUCUUCUAUGGCUGGCACAAAACCUUAUAUGGCUCCAGAAGUGUUCCAGGCUUUUAUGGAUGGAGGUCCAGGAUACUCGUACCCAGUAGACUGGUGGUCUCUAGGAAUUACAGCCUAUGAAUUACUGAGGGGUUGGAGGCCCUAUGAAAUUCACUCAGCCACCCCCAUCGAUGAGAUACUCAACAUGUUCAAGAUCGAACGAGUUCACUACUCAUCCGCAUGGUGCAAGGGCAUGAUAGCACUACUGAAAAAGCUCCUCAUUAAGGACCCAGAGUGUCGCCUUUCAAGCCUUGCAGACAUCCAGAACUCUCCAUACCUAGCUGAUGUCAACUGGGAUGCUGUUCUAGAGAAAGCUGUGACCCCAGGCUUUGUUCCUAACAAAGGAAGACUGAACUGUGAUCCCACAUUUGAACUUGAAGAAAUGAUUUUGGAGUCCAAGCCUCUCCAUAAAAAGAAAAAGCGACUUGCCAAAAACAAAUCCAAAGAUGGAGCUAAGGAAACCUGCCCACUGAACGUACACCUGCAGCAGUGCUUGGAAACCGUUAGGAAAGAAUUCAUCAUAUUCAACAGAGAGAAAUUAAGAAGACAGCAGGAUCAAAGUGGACAGACUUCCAGCAUUGACAGCAGAGCCUCUCUUCAGAGCCACGAGAAGCUCCAGGACGGGCGGAACAACAAUUUGCUGGGACACGGCUGCACCAGGGGCUGCAGCAGUUAGGGAGCCCAGCCCUGCUCCUGCACAGGCAGGGGAGGGGGCUCCUCCCUGCACCCCUCCCUCUGCACCCCUGCAUCCCUCCUGGCCCCUCCAGGAUCCAUGGCCAAGGACAAACCCACACAGCACACUGGCUGAGAUUUUCCACGUACAACUCUGCCCUCCUCUUGACUCCGCCACUGGAAAAAUGACCAUCAGCAGCAAAAUGCAGUUUUUUAAGUAAGCGUGACUUUUGUUUUCAAAAUCCUGGAAGAAAACUUGAAACCAUUCUUUAGGCAGCCUCUCAAAGAUUGCCACAUUCCUGGAUAUUUGCAAGAGACAACUGGGGCCAGCUUUAUCUUGAAGGCUUUAAUAUUACCCCCAGUCUUUCUGCUAAUUAAAAUGGUCCCGUUUGGAAUUUUGUGAAACUGCUGGACACAGCUGUCUCUAAGCAUCUGCUGUUGAGUUUAUAACAGAUGUACAUGAUGUAAAUACAUUAAUGUAGUGUCAAAUAAGCCAAACACUGACUAAUUUCAUUUAAAUACCUGAAACUCAUUGAAAAAGUUGCAGUGUAAGUGUAUUCACAUUGUUCUUUAAUAUCAUGUGUUCUGCUUUGUAGUAAAAGGUGUGACCCUGGCCAAGUCAAAGUUUUGCUAGUGACUUUAGUGGAUGCAGGAUCAGAAACACCUUUUUAUUUGUAACAAUGGGCUGACUGAGCCAGAGUUGAAAAGCAGCUUAGUAAGGAGA